GGCCGCGGCCCGGAAGUAGGUCUUGGUCUCAGGCCGUUGAGCCAGCUCCGUGGUCUCCCCCGCCCGGCCGGCGUCGGUAGGCUUCUGUGGCCGACAUGGCCGACUCUGGCUCCCGCUACCCUCGCUCCUCUAUCGAGGAUGACUUCAACUAUGGCAGGGGGGCUGCCAGCAUUCACAUCCGAAUGGCCUUCCUGAGAAAAGUCUAUAGCAUCCUUUCUCUGCAAGUUCUUUUAACUACAUUGACCUCCACAGUGUUUUUAUACUUUGAGUCUAUACGGACAUUUGUACAUGAAAGUCCUGCCUUAAUUUUGGUGUUUGCCCUUGGAUCGUUGGGAUUCAUUUUUGCAUUGACUUUAAACAGACAUAAGCAUCCCCUUAACCUGUUUCUGCUUUUUGGGUUUACUCUGUUGGAAGCUCUGACCGUUGCUGUUGUUGUUACUUUCUAUGAUGUGUAUAUUAUUCUGCAAGCCUUUAUACUGACUUCUGCAGUAUUUCUUGGUUUGACUGCAUAUACUCUACAAUCUCAGAGAGAUUUCAGCAAAUUUGGAGCAGGGCUAUUUGCUGUUUUGUGGAUUUUGUGCUUGUCAGGAUUUUUGAAGUUGUUUUUUUACAAUGAGACAGUGGAGUUGGUCUUGGCUGCUAUGGGAGCUCUUCUUUUCUGUGGAUUCAUCAUCUAUGACACACACACACUGAUGCAUAAACUAUCACCUGAAGAGUAUGUACUAGCUGCUAUCAAUCUCUACUUGGAUAUCAUCAAUCUAUUCCUGCAUCUACUGCGGUUUUUGGAAGCAGUCAAUAAAAAGUAACUAAAAGCAGUAUGUAGAAACUGUUUCAGUCAGUAAUAAAGUUGGAGAUGCAAUUAAAUAGAAGAGACUUUUAUGAUCUUGCUUUGUAUUCUGUACUUUGAAGGUUUUAAACUUAUACCAUUCCUUAUGAUACCACCUUUUUAAAUUCUUGAUUUAGAAUCUCACAUAAGGGAUAUGAAAAGUCUUUUUUUUUUAAAUUCUCAAUUGGCCAUACAUAACUAUUCAUUUGCAAUUUAAAAGUAAUUUUAUGAGUAGAUUAAAGGGUGUCAAUUUACCUUGUCUAGUGACUUUAUAUAAAUUUUCCUUGAAUUAUGAAGUAACAUUAGACUUGAUGUUGAUUCUAAAGUAGUAAUAUCUUUACCAUCAUAAAAUGUGAAUGUCCUUUUGCUGGAUUUUAAUUUCAUUUAGAAAGAAAAAAAUAUAAGAGAUAAGUUCUAUAAAGAAUGAUUCAGUAUUAAAAUUAUAUAAAUAUAUUAAUAACAGUUCAUUUUCAAAUGACAUAUUAAAAAUUAAAAGUCUGCUUGACAUAAAAUUUGACUUUUUUUUGACAAGUUUCAUUUUACAAUUAUAACAUGCUAAUAAGUUUUGAGAACCCAAAAUGAACUGGUUAAGUAUAUACAUUUUAAAAUAAACAUAUUUGGAAAAUAGUGUCUUGUGGGUUUUUUGGUGUUUUGGUACCAUGGCAUGUUAGGUCAGCGUUCUGGUGUCCCAUUGACAAUGAACCUUCAGCAACUUCUCUCACUGUGUUAGUUUGCUGAGGCUGCCAUGAGAAAGUACGACAGAGUGUGGCUGAAACAAGAGAAACUUAUUUUUUUAACAGUUCUGGAGGCUAGAAGUUCAAGGCCAAGGCCAGAUGUUGGCAAU
This is a messenger RNA of Tupaia belangeri chinensis (Chinese tree shrew), 1670 nucleotides long. RefSeq names its product transmembrane BAX inhibitor motif containing 4 (gene TMBIM4). NCBI's taxonomy places the organism in Eukaryota, Metazoa, Chordata, Mammalia, Scandentia, Tupaiidae. Gene Ontology annotation, biological process: negative regulation of apoptotic process. The record is from RefSeq and is a predicted model, not a curated record. Gene Ontology annotation, cellular component: membrane.